Molecule: messenger RNA, 3765 nt
Organism: Podarcis raffonei (Aeolian wall lizard)
Lineage: Eukaryota; Metazoa; Chordata; Lepidosauria; Squamata; Lacertidae
Gene: MEGF11
Product: multiple EGF like domains 11
Exons: 25
Coding region: 439-3660 (1073 amino acids)
Molecular function (GO): protein binding; scavenger receptor activity
Source: RefSeq, a predicted model, not a curated record
CCUGUCCAAACCCAGCCUGCUGCCUCUUCAAGCCUGCAGAGCAUAGCUCAUAUCUGGGAGGAACGAUAGCCUCUCUCUUUGGGUGGUUUUUUCCCUUCCCUUUUGCAGUAGUUGAUUGCAAUAAUCUAUUAACGUGUUACUUGCAAGGUGGCAGCUGAGAGAGAGCGAAGCCGGUUUUGAGGGAGAGGAGGGCUGUUGACGUAGCAAGAGGGAUCCAUUUCGAAACUGAUCCCCCCCCCCUUUAACGAGGCUCUCCUUGAAGUCUGCUCUGGAGCUGUGGUGGAGGAUGAUGCAAAAGGAUUUCUCGAGGCAGCCAGCCAAAGACUUUCUGAAGGACGUCUGAAAAGCCUGCAGAGUGGUUCUUUUUCUUGCCAAUGAACUCUGAAUACUUGAUGGAUUCAUAGCCACAAGGGAUUUACAGCACACUGAGAAGCAGCGAUGAUGUUCUGCCUCCUCCUGUGGUGGAAUCUCAAAGUCCUUGCCCUGUCUCUCCUUCUGAAAACCACCAUCUCCUUAAAUCCAGAUGACCCAAAUGUUUGCAGCCAUUGGGAAAGCUAUGCCGUGACUGUUCAGGAAUCGUACUCACAUCCCUUUGAUCAGAUCUAUUACACGAGAUGCACGGAUAUCCUGAACUGGUUCAAGUGCACUCGACACAGAAUAAGUUAUAAGACAGCAUAUCGGAGGGGACUGAGGACUAUGUAUCGGCGACGAUCGCAGUGCUGCCCAGGAUAUUACGAGAGCGGAGACUUCUGCAUCCCUCUCUGCACAGAAGAAUGUGUCCAUGGAAGGUGUGUUUCUCCCGACACGUGUCACUGUGAACCUGGAUGGGGGGGCCCAGAUUGUUCCAGCGGAAGGGCCACCUCUGAAGGGGCACCCGAGCACACGGCAGCACCAGCGGGGAGUAGCAGGAACCACACCGCCAACAGCUGUGAUAGUGACCACUGGGGACCUCACUGCAGCAACCGCUGCCAGUGCCAGAACGAAGCGCUUUGCAACCCCAUCACUGGCGCCUGCGUCUGUGCGACUGGAUACAAAGGAUGGCGCUGUGAGGACUUGUGCGACCCAGGAAGUUACGGCAAAGGCUGCCAGCUGAAGUGCCAGUGUCACAAUGGGGCCACUUGUGACCAUAAGACCGGGGAGUGCCACUGUGCUCCUGGAUACACAGGUGUCUUCUGCGAAGAGCAUUGUCCUCCCGGUAGCCAUGGAGCGCAGUGUGAGCAGCGGUGCCCAUGCCAGAAUGGGGGCACCUGCCACCACGUCACUGGAGAGUGUGCCUGUCCCCCAGGAUGGAUGGGCUUUGUGUGUGCCCAGCCGUGUCCAUCAGGAACAUACGGGGUUAACUGCAGCCAGGAUUGCCCAUGUCAUAAUGGAGGGCAAUGCGAUCAUGUGACGGGGGUUUGCCUAUGCACUGCAGGCUAUAUGGGAGACAGAUGCCAGGAGGAGUGCCCUGUUGGGACAUACGGCUUUCAGUGCAUGCAGAAAUGCAACUGCGAGAACCGAGCCAAGUGCUACCACAUCAACGGAGCCUGCCUGUGCGACCCAGGCUUCAAAGGGAUCCAUUGCCAGGAGCGGAUGUGCCCCGAGGGAUACUAUGGGCUGAAAUGCAAUAAGCGAUGUCCUUGCCAUGUUCCAAACACAGUCAGCUGUCACCCUCUGUCUGGAGAAUGCAACUGCAAAGCCGGCUGGGCAGGACUCUACUGCAAUGACACCUGUCCUCCGGGAUACUACGGCGAAAGCUGCCAGCUUGCCUGCCGCUGCCAGAAUGGAGCAGAUUGUGAUAGUAUUACAGGGAAGUGCUCCUGUGGCCCGGGAUAUAUGGGAGAAGACUGCUCUGUCGUUUGUGCAGCCGGAACAUACGGAGGCAACUGCUCAUUGGUUUGCAACUGCAGAAACGAUGGCGGGUGCUCCCCAGUGGACGGUUCGUGCUUUUGCAGAGAAGGGUGGCAGGGAGCAGAUUGUUCCAUUCCAUGUCCAAGUGGCACUUGGGGUCUCAACUGCAACCAGUCAUGUUACUGUGCCAAUGGAGCCGCCUGCAACCCUGUGGAUGGAUUCUGCCUUUGCUCUCCUGGCUGGCAAGGGGAUUUCUGUGACCAGCCCUGCCCUGACGGGACAUACGGCCUGAACUGCAGUGAACACUGUGAUUGUAGCCAUGCAGAUGGAUGUGAUCCGGUUACAGGUUAUUGUUGCUGCCUUGCUGGUUGGACAGGCAUCCAUUGCGACAGUGUCUGUCCAGAAGGGCGGUGGGGACCCAACUGCUCCAUCACCUGCAACUGUGAAAACGGAGGGUCCUGCUCCCCAGAGGAUGGGACCUGUGAGUGUGCACCAGGCUACCGAGGACCCCUGUGCCAAAGAAUUUGUCCACCUGGUUUCUACGGACAUCAAUGCAGCCAGCCGUGUCCCCAGUGCAUUCAUAGCACUGUCCCCUGUCAUCACAUUACAGGACAUUGUGACUGCCUCCCAGGAUUUUUUGGCCCACUCUGCAAUCAAGUGUGUCCAAGCGGAAGAUAUGGGAAGGAUUGUGCCGAAGUGUGUCUGUGCACGAACAACGGGACAUGUAACCCCCUGGAUGGGUCUUGCCAGUGCUACCCUGGUUGGAUAGGCAAAGACUGUUCCCAGACGUGCCCUGUUGGCUUUUGGGGUGCAGACUGUUUUCAUUCUUGCAGUUGUCAUAAUGGUGCAGUAUGCAGCCCUCACGAUGGAGAAUGCAGGUGCACCCCUGGCUGGACGGGUCCCUACUGUACACAACGAUGUCCAGCUGCUUUCUAUGGGAAAAGCUGUGCCAACGUCUGCCAGUGUCAGAAUGGAGCGGAUUGUGACCACAUUACUGGGCAGUGCACAUGCAGGACAGGGUUUACGGGGAAGCAGUGUGAGCAAAAAUGCCCCCCAGGAACAUUUGGUUACGGUUGCCAGCAGCUGUGUGAAUGCAUGAACAACGCGACCUGCGACUACGUUACGGGCACCUGCUACUGCAGCCCUGGCUUCAAAGGAAUCAGGUGUGACCAAGCGGCUCUCAUGAUGGAAGAAUUAAACCCCUAUACUAAAAUUAGUCCCGCUCUUGGAUCGGAGAGGCAUUCAGUGGGAGCCAUCAUUGGGAUUAUUAUCCUCCUGCUAAUUAUUAUGGUUCUGCUGGCACUCUUCGUAUGGUAUCGACGGAAGCAGAAGAAAGGCCACGACAUGCCAAGCGUCUCGUACACGCCAGCCAUGCGGAUGACAAACACCGAUUACUCACUCUCUGGUGCUUAUGGGAUGAAUAGACGUCAGAACACAUACAUUAUGGAAAAAGGCUUCAAAGACUAUAUGAAGGGAUCUGCCUGCAGCUCCAGCACCUGUUCCCUCAACAGCAGCGAAAACCCCUACGCCACCAUCAAAGACCCCCCCAUCAUGGCAUGCAAACAUUCCGAGAGCAGCUAUGUGGAAAUGAAAUCUCCCGUUCACCGGGACGCAUCCUAUUCUGACACACCAGCCUUGUCAGCAGCUAAUAAAAACAUAUACGAUGUUGAGCCCACCAUCAGCGUCAUCCAAGAGGCUCGUCUCCGCAAUGCUGUCUACAUCCAAAACCCAUACGACAUGCCCAGGAACAGUCACAUCCCCUGUCACUAUGACGUUCUCCCUGUAAGACACAGCCCAACGCAUGGGACACUUUGGGACAAGCAGUCUUAGAGGGCUGUGCGUGCUGCUGCUGCACUCAUGAACUUUGUUCCCCGAUGCAAUGACCGAAGAGAAGACAAUCCUUUCUGUUUUGUUCUGCUACAUGCUGGAUAAACA